Molecule: messenger RNA, 1191 nt
Organism: Musa acuminata subsp. malaccensis (wild Malaysian banana)
Lineage: Eukaryota; Viridiplantae; Streptophyta; Magnoliopsida; Zingiberales; Musaceae
Source: RefSeq, a predicted model, not a curated record
AUGGAGAGGGCGAAGGUGAUGACGAGAAGCGCAACGGAAUCCCAUUUGGAGGGCGGAGGCGGAGGAGGAGGUGAUGGGGUGUGCACCGCCGUGGUGAGCCCUCAGGGUUACGAGUGCCGAGAAUAUGAGGUGAAGACGCAAGACGGGUACAUACUGACCAUGCACAGGAUCCCACAAGGAAGAGGAGGCGGCAGCGCGGGCAAGAGGCAGCCUGUGCUGCUCCAACAUGGAGUCCUCUCGGACGGGACGACAUGGCUACUGAAUCCACCUCAACAAUCACUGGCUUUCGUACUUGCAGACAAGGGAUUCGAUGUAUGGAUUACACACGGCAGGGGCACCAGGUGGAGCCGUCGCCAUGAGUCUCUCAAUACAUCAGACACGGCUUAUUGGGCGUGGUCAUGGGAUGAGUUGGCCAGCUAUGAUUUGCCUGCUACUGUGGGUUUCGUAUUCCAGCAAACUGGGCAGAAGCUGCACUAUGUCGGUCACUCCAUGGGAUCUCUGACAGCUCUAUCAGCAUUCUCUGAAGGGAAGCUGGUGGAUAAGAUCAAGUCAGCUGCCCUUUUGAGUCCGGUGGCCUAUCUGACUUCCAUGACAACUCCGAUCGGAAGAGCUGCAGCCACCGCAUUCGCAGGAGAAAUGUUGGGAGCGCUUGGAGUGGCAGAAUUUGAUCCUAAAGGGGCAGUCGGAACCAUGUUUUUGGAGUUGGUCUGCGCUAUUCCGGGGGUGAAGUGCUACGACCUUAUGGCAUCAUUAACAGGGCCAAACUGCUGCCUCAAUGACUCCACUGUUGACAUGUUCUUGAAGUAUGAACUCCAGCCUACAUCCGUGAGGACACUCGUCCAUUUUUCACAGACAUUCAGACGUGGAGUGAUAACAAAAUACGACUACGGGAGCAGUACGGCCAACAUGGCUGCGUAUGGGCAGAGCAGCCCACCCGAGUACCAUAUGUCCAACAUUCCACACCACCUGCCGCUGAUGCUCUGCUACGGCGGCGGGGACAUGCUGUCGGACGUGAAGGACGUGCAGCUGCUGUUGAAUGAUCUCAGCAACCAUGACGCCGACAAGCUCGUGGCUCAGCUGGUGAACGAGUACGCACAUCUGGACUUCGUGAUGGGGGUGAAUGCCGAGCAGGUCGUCUACGACGGCCUCAUCGCAUUCUUCGACAAACACAGUUGAUGGGCUUCUUCCCGG